GGAACAUGGAUGGGGCAGGCAUGGGAGGCUGUAUGUGGGCCACUGUAUGGCACUAUUAUGUGAGGUUAUAAUAGGACAUAUGGUUGCUGUCAGUCGUACCAUCCAUGUGUCCGACUGAUCUGAGGAGAUGUUUUUCUGCUCAUUAUUAUGUUCCUGAGCGACCAGUCGCUCAGAAACAUAAUAAACGCAGAAAUGUGAUUGGUUGCCCGGGGUGCAGUGUGGUCGGUGGACAGGUCCUGUAUACGUCGCCCUCAGGACUGGUAUUUACAACCAGUUUGGGCAGCUGAGUGUCAGCAGGUAUCCGGUUGUGAUUGUUGGUCCCUGCAAUCCUGCCCGGCCUGUUUGUCCUGAUUGUCUUGGCACUGCCCCAUCUCCUGGGUUACAGUAGUAAUCUGCAUACAAUGGCAUCCUGCAGGGGCAGGCGCGGAGGACAGAUGCUGUGUCUCCUGACAUACACGUCUCGGGGGGCGUCUGUAUAAUGGAUCGUUAUUGGGGACUGAAACUACACCGACAUCAACUGAGAGGUAUUGCUGUCCGUAAAGAGCCAUCGGCUGUUUAACUGAAAACACAACCUCGAGGCUUCGAGAUCCAAGAUGGAUAAAGGGGUCAGCCUCCAGAAUCCUUACGCCAACGUUGCCAUCCCUCGAGCACAGCUGAAGAGCAGCUUCACCCGUGACACGCUCGGCAGCGAUCUUGAUGGGGUAGUGAUUACCAACCCCUCCUCCGUGCCAACUUACCCCACGUACAUCAAGCCGGAUGAAAUCAGCAGCAGCAGCAACAACAACCCAACCCCUAACUCGCCCAACGGCAACAGAAUCCGCACGCAGGAGUCGUGGAGAAGACCUUACAACCCGUACGCCAGCAAUAGACCUCAAAAUGGAGGCCACAGUGAUGCCAUGUACACCAUCGACCUGGACAAACGCUACAAAGAUACGGGCGCCGAUCAGAACGCCUGCUGCUGUUAUCCGUAUUGUAAAUGUUGUCCGUGCUGUCGGAAGUCCUGCUGCGUCGUCUCCUAAUACACGCUGACACUUACCCGAGCCACAAAACAAAAACUACUGACCAAAUCCAGGGGGAAACUGUUCCGUCUGGUCGCGUUGGGUACGAACUUUGGACCUUUUACUCGUCUACCAAAUUCAACGACGAGGAACUGGUCUGAUGCUAAGGUGUAGAUUCAGUGGCCAAAUUAAGCUGGUGGUGACUUCCGAAAACAAGCCGUCCAGUGGAUCGUUCAUUGUAAUGAUAUAGUAUUCAUAAUGCCAACAUAUGUCGAAAAUUGUUGAGAAAUAUGGACUCCAGUCAUCCAUUCCUAUGAAGACGUUACCUGUAUUGAGGACACUCUUUGUCCUAGUUGUUUAAUUAAAGGGGGUGCUCACAUUUAGCCAAUUCUGCCCAAAAUAUGUCCUUUAGAUCCAUCUAGACGCAGAAUCCCUUUCUACUGUUUUAUUAUAUGCAGGCAGUCCCUGAUACAG
Molecule: messenger RNA, 1472 nt
Organism: Bufo bufo (common toad)
Lineage: Eukaryota; Metazoa; Chordata; Amphibia; Anura; Bufonidae
Product: cysteine-rich tail protein 1-like
Exons: 2
Coding region: 594-1019 (141 amino acids)
Source: RefSeq, a predicted model, not a curated record